AUGGAUGUGUACGGAGGACGUCCUACGGGCUUACUGUACUCCGCUACCCCAGCCGACCAACCGCCGGUCCUCAAUUACAUCCUCUCCUUCCUCCUCGUCGGGGUCGCCUGGGGCUUCACGACCCCCUUCAUCCGCCGCGCGGCCGCCGACUUCAACGCGCGCCAGGAGGCGCGAACGGGGGUCUCGCCAGACGAGCACGACCCUACAGCUACAGCUACCCAAUCCUCAACCCUCUACAACAACAAUGCGCCCGAAAGCGGCAACGAAACCGUACCCCUGAACCCAAUCCCUUCCUCCGACGAACCCAACCACCCCUCACCCGACAACGACGACAACGACAACGACAGCGCCAGCGAAACCGACCUACCUCCACCCCAACAACCCGUCUGGAUGCGCCAGCAGUCCCAAAAAUCCUGGCUCCGGACGAAACUCGUCGCCGUGCUCGGGACGGUGGUCAACCUCUUGCGGACGCCGGCGUACUCGGUGCCGUUGGUGGUGAACCUGACGGGCAGUAUUUGGUUCUUUCUGUUGGUGGGGAAGCAUGAACUCUCCCUCACCGUGCCGUUGGCCAAUUCGAGCGCGUUCCUGUUCACGGUGCUGGGCGAGUGGUACGUGGAGCGGAAGGGGAUCGCGCGGGAGACGUGGGUGGGGAUGGCGUUGGUGUUGGCGGGGAUUGCGAUUUGCGUGGUGUCGAAGGCGUAGGGUUGGUUUGGUCUACUGGGGGUUAGCUAGCAAUCUGGAAUUAACUAUGAGCCGAGUAAAAGAGUAAGAUGUGGUACACUGUAGGGUUGUGUUGCUGGAGAUGUCCGUGGUGGUUCUGGAGUGAUCGGAACAAAAGGCAAAAAGGCAAAAAGGCAAAAAGGCAAAAAGGCAAAAAGUAAGCAUUGCAUCAUCC
Messenger RNA from Aspergillus japonicus CBS 114.51, 895 nucleotides. RefSeq lists its product as uncharacterized. The transcript is spliced from 3 exons. The record is from RefSeq and is a predicted model, not a curated record. Bases 1 to 702 code for a protein of 233 amino acids. NCBI's taxonomy places the organism in Eukaryota, Fungi, Ascomycota, Eurotiomycetes, Eurotiales, Aspergillaceae.